AGCAAACCCAAGCUAAAGAGCAGCGGACAUGCACUGCCGUCCUCCGCUUCACAGGGGGAGCUGCUGGUAGAAGAUAUCAGGAAAGGGUGUGUGCACUCCUCUGGCCAUGGAUGACUUCACCACACGCACCUAUGGCACCAGCGGCAUGGACAACAGGCCUCUGUUCGGGGAGACAUCUGCCAGGGAUAGAAUCAUCAAUCUAGUGAUCGGUGGACUUGCGUCUUUACUCGUUCUGGUGACCAUCAUUAGUUCAUUCGUCUUCCCAUCUCUCCCUCCCAAGCCACUGAAUAUAUUCUUAGCCAUUUGUAUCAUGCUAGUCUGUGGAUCAGUGUUGGUUCUGAUACACUGGUAUAGGCAAGGAGACCUGGAGCCCAAGUUUCGCAACUUGAUCUACUACAUGCUCUGUUCCAUCGUUCUGCUGUGUAUUUGUGCCAACUUGUAUUUCCACGAUGUGGGACGUGAUAAACAGAGCAAUGCCUUAUAAAGCUGUUUCCACGGGAGCCGUCCCAAUCAGCGGAAUGUUCAUCAUUAUGUGGGUGCUUUAGAACCCCACUCGAGUUCUUCAAUCAGGAGAAUUCAUUUUCCUACAAGCCCCAUUUGUGUGGGCAGGGCCAGUCUGCCUUUGGGAGUCAUUUUAGCGGACUAAACAUAUUAUAGAUGCAAAUAUACUAGCGAUCAGUAGCACUCUGGGAUGUCCGUGCACACAUUUUGCACCCUUAAUGCUGUACACCGCUUUACCUAUAUGCCAAUGUAAUGACAAGACUGGGAUGUUUUGAAAUAAGCCAUGGCAAUGUAAUGCACAAUGCUUUUAUAUUUGUACAUGACACACCUGUGGAACAUUCCUAAUUAAGAAAAAUGUUUUUUUUGUAUUUAAAUUAUUAGAAAUUCAAUCUUGAAUAAGAGCACUUGAUUAAAGACAUGCAGCAGUCAGUGUAAAUAAUGCUUUUUGUUCAUUUUUCUAAAUUACUGAACACUGUGUUAUUUGAUAUGGUGAAAACCUUACAAUUUUGGUUAUCAACUGUUGUAAUUUUGGAUUUUAUGUAAUGUAUAAAUACAUAUACACAAAAUACAUUUGUUGUGCU
Carassius auratus (goldfish) is the source of this 1082-nucleotide messenger RNA. Its product is annotated as transmembrane protein 243-like. The record is from RefSeq and is a predicted model, not a curated record. Bases 107 to 484 code for a protein of 125 amino acids. The transcript has 4 exons. NCBI's taxonomy places the organism in Eukaryota, Metazoa, Chordata, Actinopteri, Cypriniformes, Cyprinidae.